This is a messenger RNA of Cicer arietinum (chickpea), 1715 nucleotides long. Its product is annotated as COP9 signalosome complex subunit 3. Gene Ontology annotation, biological process: ubiquitin-dependent protein catabolic process. Lineage: Eukaryota; Viridiplantae; Streptophyta; Magnoliopsida; Fabales; Fabaceae. The record is from RefSeq and is a predicted model, not a curated record. Gene Ontology annotation, cellular component: COP9 signalosome.
AAAUCUCUUCCAUGUCUUCUUACACCAUAAAAUACAAUACUAUUAUACAUCAUUCCUUCCCUCUCCACUCAAUUGAAACCCCUCUCUCCGCUUCAACCAAACACUCCCUUAAGAAUUGCAAAACUUCGAGUGAGCCAUCGAGUUCGAAAAUCGCUACUAUAACAAACGAACGAGUCGAACCGAGUCAUAACGUGUGGCAUGGAUCCUCUCGAAGCAUUGGUUGCUCAAAUCCAAGGGCUAUCGAGCUCCUCCGCUGAUAUCAAUCGCCUUCAUACAAUCCUGAAACAAUCCGAAGACUCGCUCCGUUCCGACUCAACUCGUUUGUCUUCGCUUCUCUCUCUCCUUGAUCCUUCCCUUCACUCCCUCGGUUUUCUCUAUAUCCUAGAUGCAUUCACCGCUACUUCGAUUUCGAAUCAGCAAGCUGAGGAGGGUGUAGUUCCUAUCAUUAACAACUUUAUCCAUGCUUGCAGUGUAGAGCAAAUUCGGUUGGCACCUGAUAAAUUUGUAUCUGUAUGCAAGAGGUUGAAGGAACAAGUAAUGCUGCUGGAAGCUCCCAUACGCGGGGUGGCUCCUUUGUUAACUGCUCUUCAGAAACUUCAAGUCUCCAGGGAGCAUUUGACUCCCCUGCAUGCAGAGUUUCUUCUGCUUUGCUUGUUGGCAAAAUGCUACAAAACUGGUUUGUCCAUAUUGGAUGAUGAUAUUUUUGAAGUAGACCAUCCACGAGACCUUUAUCUCUACUGUUAUUACGGAGGUAUGAUAUGCAUUGGACAGAAGCGCUUUCAGAAAGCAUUGGACCUUCUGCAUAAUGUUGUAACUGCUCCCAUGUCUUUGAUAAAUGCUAUAGCUGUUGAAGCUUACAAAAAAUAUGUAUUGGUUUCUCUCAUUCGUCAUGGACAGAUCUCUUCCAGUCUUCCCAAGUAUUCUUCUCCAAUCACUCAAAGGAACCUGAAACUCUUUUGUCAGCCUUAUUUUGAAUUGGCAAAUAGUUAUAGCAUUGGAAAAAUUGCAGACUUAGAGGCAUAUGUCAACACAAAUGCAGAAAAGUUCGAAUCUGACAACAACCUUGGACUGGUUAAGCAGGUUGUAUCAUCCAUGUAUAAGCGCAAUAUUCAGAGAUUAACUCAGACAUACUUGACCCUCUCUCUCCAAGACAUAGCCAACACAGUGCAGUUAAAUGGUCCCAAGGAAGCUGAAAUGCAUGUGCUACAAAUGAUUCAGGAUGGUGAGAUAUAUGCAUCAAUCAACCAGAAGGAUGGAAUGGUGAGAUUCUUAGAAGAUCCCGAGCAAUACAAAACCUGUGAAAUGAUUGAGCAUAUUGAUUCAUCAAUCCAGAGAAUAAUGUCACUAUCAAAGAAACUAACUACGAUGGACGAACAAAUUGCAUGUGAUCAGUUGUACUUGUCUAAGGUUGGAAGAGAGAGACAGAGAUAUGACUUUGACGACUAUGACGUUCCUCAAAAAUUCAACAUUUAAGGAUAGGCCACCUGUUCAUAAAAGCUUGUAUGGUGCUGUGAAUGAUGCCUGUUUCAUUAACCUUUUCUUUUUUACUAUUACUUACCUGGGUUCUGUUAGUGGGGGAGUGUUUUAUUUUGCUCCUGAAUGGAUUUUUCCAUCUAAUUGAAAACCUUGUUCUGUUGUGAAUUAUUAUUAUUCAGUGGAUGUCGAGUUAUUGUUUUUACUUGUCAACUACUUAAAAACUUCAUUGCAUUUUUGUA